This is a messenger RNA of Tricharina praecox, 3975 nucleotides long. RefSeq names its product condensin. The record is from RefSeq and is a predicted model, not a curated record. Gene Ontology annotation, biological process: meiotic chromosome condensation; mitotic cell cycle; mitotic chromosome condensation. Gene Ontology annotation, cellular component: nucleus; condensed chromosome, centromeric region. Gene Ontology annotation, molecular function: histone binding. The transcript has 10 exons. Lineage: Eukaryota; Fungi; Ascomycota; Pezizomycetes; Pezizales; Pyronemataceae. The coding region runs from base 138 to 3743 and encodes 1201 amino acids.
UGGAAGUGAGAGAGAGCAUCACCUAUCUACAACCCCACUGCCGCCCGCCACCGCAACCUCUUCUGGACGCCGCAUAAACAAACAAAAAACUUCAGCACCGCCAUCACAUUCGCUUCACAACAUCUGCACCUGUCGCUAUGGACGAAGAUAUGGAGGAAGACCGGGUGUCCUUCGAUUUGAACGCCUCGCUGCGCUUCUACCACGACAACCCGGCGUCGGUGCCAUGUACAGAAGCGGACAACGGCCUGAUCGAAGCAGAAGAGAAUCCCGAUUCGCUCACCAAUGCGAUGAUAAACCAGAUCUUGGAUCCCAUCAUCGAUCGGGUCGCCGAGAAUCCCGACGCGAUCUCUAGACUCUCGGUGCUGGAUACUGUACAGUGUUUGCUCAAGUACUUCGCGGUCAUCCCGGUCCAGGCCGCCGGAAAAGUCCUGGACAUCAUCGUCUCCGGACUCUCGGCGGAAGCGGACGUUGUCAAUAUGGAUCUCGAUUCCGACGAGCAGGACACGUUGAAGGAACAUAGAGAGUUGCUGGAGAUUUAUGGGUUCCUCCUCCAAUGGGUGAUCGCAGGACUGGAGGCGAGAAAUGAGAAACCGGACUCUUCGGCAACGGCUGGUACGACGGUGGGCGGACAAAGGGGCAAAGGAAAAGCCAAAGGGAAGGGGAAAGCCGUAGCAAGCGCGGCAUGGGAUUCGACCACACAGCUCACCACCGCUCUAGAGGUGAUGUGCAAAGUUCUCAAUCUCAAGGUCCGGUUGCUACGAGUGUUUGUCACGACCUCCGAGAGGGACACCUUUGUCUCGCUCUUCACGAGGCCAGUCUACUUGAUUUUAGAGAACGAGCAGAGAGUGAAAAACAACAAAAUCAAGAUGUACAUCAUCAGGGUUCUCUGUAUCGCGGUGAAGCACCAUGGCCACGCUUUCGGUGCACAAACGUCCAUCGUGCAGAAAUUGACGUACUUUGAGCAUCUGUCUGAGCCGAUGGCCGAGUUCCUCCAAAUAUUGUUCGAGCAAUACGACUAUCCGCAGCUGGUGGAUGAAGUCCUGAGGGAACUGAGCAACAGGGAGUUCAAUAGCAAUGACUCCAAAGGCCCCAAGUCCAUCUCGACCUUCAUCGUAACGUUGUCAGAAAGGCUGCCUCGCUUGGUGUUGAAGCAGAUGACAUUGGUUGUCAAGCUGCUGGAGAUAGAAUCACACAACUUGCGGAACGCCGUCAUCGAAGUUUGCGGAAACCUUAUUGUAGAGCUGACGAAGGACGAUGAGCGAAGCGAAAACCAUAAGGCUCAGAUGAAUGCGUUUUUCGACUUGCUGGAAGAAAGAUUCUUGGAUGUCAACCCAUAUUGCAGGUCAAAAACGAUCCAGGUUUAUCACGGCAAACUUCUCGACCUUGAAACCAAGUUCCCCAAGCGUCGUCAAAAGGCGGCAGACCUUGCGUGUCGCAGUCUGAAGGACAAGAGCAGCAAUGUCCGCAGGAAUGCGAUUAAGCUUUUGACUAAGCUCCUCUCCAGCCACCCGUUUAGUGCACUGCACGGUGGUCUCCUGAGAUACUCGGAAUGGGAGGCGCGGCUCAACGUGUUGGAUGACGAACUCAACCAGCUCAUCGCACCUGUUGAAGAGAUGGCCGCCAGUAAAGCUGAACCCGGAGACGGAACGGUGGAUCCCGAGCUGUUGGACGACGCGACAGAGAUCGGGAGUAACGAUGGCCAUGAUGCCGGAGAAAGCCCAAAGAAAGCCCCGCCGCAGCCCCAACAGGACCACUCGGAGGAAAUCACGAGGCUGCAGCUUACGAGGCGAUACUACUUGGAGGCGUUGAGGUUCAUCGAAACAAUCCACGAGGCCUCGGACAUCGUCAUGCAGCUCUUGUCCUCUAAAAACAAGAGUGAAGUCAUCGAGGCCAUGGACUUCUUCAAAUCCCUCGACGUCUACAAAGUUGAGACCGCAAAGAUUGGAAUCCGGCGAAUGCUCCGUCUGAUCUGGACGAAAGCUAGCAGCGAUGAAGGGAAGGGGGUGCAAACGCACCUCAUCGAGACCUACAAGGACCUCUUCUUCGUUGCUCCGCCGGAAAUGUCGGAAAAUGACUCUGCCAACUACAUUGCCCGAAACAUGCUCAGCCUGACGAUCGGUACCACAACUUCGGAGUUGACUUCGCUCGAACAACUCAUGAGCAAGAUGAUGUCUGAAGGUCUCAUCUCCGAUCUCGUCAUCAGCAAAUUGUGGCAGAUAUACAAUGUGCAGAAGGUCAAGAUUCCGAGAGCGCAGAGGCGCGGCGCGAUAAUUGUGCUUGGGAUGUUGGCCCUCGCCGAACCGGAGAUCGUGGUCAGGCAGCUGGAGACCAUCAUUCGUGUGGGACUUGGUCCGCUGGGGAGGAAGGACCUCGGGCUUGCAAAAUACACUUGUCUAGCUUUGAGACACAUCAGUCCCGUUGGUAGGAAAGCAAAGGACGCACCGUCUUCCAUGGGCAAACUACCGAACGAUCACCCGAUAAUGGAACGAUUGGCAGCAUUGGUACAAUUGCCAUCGGAAAGCAAAGACUGGUACGGCAUGGCAGAACAGGCGAUAGGCGCCAUAUAUGCACUUGCGAAGAAGCCGGAUCUACUCUGCGGAGACAUCAUCAAGAGGAAGACGGUUGCUGUCUUCAGCAACCUGCCGGCGCUCCCGCAACAGGACGGUUCUGAAGAUCAGGUCAUGCAGGAAGCUGGUGCGCCUGAGGAAGCGGAGACGGCUCAACAAUCGAACGAACCGGCGGCCCCGUCCUACUUCCCGUUGUCGCAGCUUCUCUUCAUCGUUGGACAUGUUGCUAUCAAACAAAUCGUCCACCUCGAACUCCUAGAGCUCGAGUUCAAACGCAAGAAGACGGAGCUGGAGAAGAAGAAGGAAGUUGAAACUCCCAACGGUAAAACCGAUGAGGAGCAGGACGAACUCGAUCUCAUUGGCGGUACUACGGAGGACGAUUUCACCGAGGGAAUAGCACACGUUCGUGAACGCGAGCUGCUGUAUGGAGAAGAUUCAUUGCUAGCCAGGUUCGGAUCUUUGGUCACGGAGAUUUGUACAAGGAAUACACUGUACACUGAUCGGAAUCUCCAGGCUCAGGCUACGCUUUGCAUGGGCAAGUUGAUGUGUGUGUCAGCGGAAUACUGCGAGGAACACCUGCAGCUGUUGAUUACCAUCAUGGAACGGUCCACCGACUCCAUUGUGCGAAACAACGCCGUGAUCGCAGUGGGCGACAUGGCCGUAUGCUUCAACCACCUCAUCGAUGAAAACACCAACUUCCUCUACCGGCGUCUAAACGACAACGAAGCGUCGGUAAAGCGCACCUGUCUGAUGACACUGACAUUCUUGAUCCUGGCGGGUCAAGUCAAGGUCAAAGGGCAGCUGGGACAGAUGGCCAAGUGCCUUGAGGAUUCGGACAAGAGGAUCGCGGAUCUGGCGAGAAUGUUUUUCACCGAGCUUGCUACCAAGGAUAAUGCAGUCUAUAACCACUUUGUGGAUAUGUUCUCGCUACUCUCCGCAGAGGAGGACCUCGACGAGGAGUCGAUGAAGCGUAUCGUUAAAUUCCUUGCGAGCUUUAUUGAGAAGGACAAACACGCAAAGCAGCUCUCCGACAAACUUGCCGCUCGUCUCCCACGCUGCGAGACUCAGCGGCAAUGGGACGAGAUUGCGUAUGCACUCUCCCUUCUCCCACAUAAGAAUGAAGAAAUACAGAAGACAGUUACGGGGGGCUUCAGAGUGGUUCAGGCUGCUGCUUAGGGGAUCUACUCUAUUCUAUUAUGCAAGAUACUUGGGUAUGGAAGGGUCAUGAUUGGUUUCUUUUCUUUCUUUAGCGGUUUUGGUUGGCUAUGUUCUAUGUUUCUCUUACGAUGAUGAUCCAUCGUGACUAUGGCUGUGAUCCUGAUCGUGGUCGUGAUUGUGCUCAUGCUCGUUUCCUUCACAACCACAGCUCGGGUUCGGGCUCGGCUUCAGGUACAGAAUCAACCUGAAC